This is a messenger RNA of Letharia columbiana, 2751 nucleotides long. RefSeq lists its product as uncharacterized. Gene Ontology annotation, molecular function: DNA-binding transcription factor activity, RNA polymerase II-specific; zinc ion binding; DNA binding. The coding region runs from base 1 to 2751 and encodes 916 amino acids. Gene Ontology annotation, cellular component: nucleus. The transcript has 6 exons. Gene Ontology annotation, biological process: regulation of DNA-templated transcription; DNA-templated transcription. The record is from RefSeq and is a predicted model, not a curated record. Lineage: Eukaryota; Fungi; Ascomycota; Lecanoromycetes; Lecanorales; Parmeliaceae.
AUGACCUUCAACGCGGUUAACGACGACGACGGCUACUUUAACGAUCUCUCCAGGCAGCCGCAAUUGGAAUCGCAAGAUUCGUUCAGUCCUCACGACCAGAAUGGCACCGAUGCUACUGGAGAAGAAAACGGAACGGCGAAGCUAAAGCGUAUUGCGUGCGUGAUAUGCAGAAAGAGGAAGCUGAAGUGUGAUGGGAACAAGCCAAAAUGCGCGACAUGCGCCAGACUUGGACAUAGUUGUGCAUAUGAUGAAGUACGGCGAAAGAGUGGACCGAAGAGAGGAUAUGUCAAAGAUUUGGAAGCACGUUUAGCGCAAGUCGAGGGCAAGCUGAAGAAUCAAGAUAAUAAAAAAUCUAAGAACACGAGUGAACCUGAGCAACAUGGAGUCCCGGAAACUGUCUUCGAGAUCGGAGAGUCUAUGGGUAUGCAAGCAGGAAUGCAGCAAUCGAUGCCCAGUGUAUCUUACGAUUCCAUGCCCACCAACGACCCCAUCAUGCUACCUAUGACGAAUUUGGCUUCAGAGAUGAUGCCAGACUCAGAGUUUGUGCCACAGAUAGAUCUCAACCUCGAUCAGAACUUUUCUUGGGAGAUGAUAGGUCUUGGUCUGGAAGAACCAAUGCCCACGCAGGAAGCAGUCGAUGAAUUAACACAGGUCUUUUUCGAUAAGAUACAUACCUCUUUACCGAUGAUUCACAAAUACCGGUAUUAUACUUCCAUGAAUCUAGCUCCUGACAGGCGCCCACCAAUCUGCCUACGAUACAUAAUGUGGUGUCACGCAGCCUCCAUUACAGACAAAUACAUGCACCACCAGGAUAUAUUCUACAGACGGGCACGAAAGUACAUCGAGCUUGAUGAGAUGAAAGGCCAAGGCGAAGCGUUCGUAUCCCUUGCACACGCACAGACCUGGACCCUCAUUUGCGCGUACGAAUUCAAGAUGAUGUACUUCCCAAGAGCUUGGAUGAGUGUCGGUCGCGCGGCACGAAUGGCUCUCAUGAUGGGCUUGAAUCGAGUAGACGGUGUCGGCUUGGACGUGAAGCAAUGUCUCCCGCCGCCAAGAGAUUGGACAGAACGUGAGGAGCGGAGAAGGACGUUUUGGAUGGCUUACUGUGUAGAUCGGUACGCUAGUAUCGGCACAGGCUGGCCAAUGGCGAUUGAUGAAAGAGAUAUCAUGACCUGCCUCCCAGUCAGCGAGGAGGCUUAUGAAAGCAGUACAGCCCAGAAAGCGCCAACAUUAGAGGAAGCCAUGAGACCUCAACAAGCAUCCCAGCUUUCAUCUUUAGCCGGACUCGUGCUCGUCACCCACUUUUUUGGACUCAAUCUCACCCAUCUUCACCGCCCGGAACCCAACCAACAAGAACACGACAUGAAUGGACCAUUCUGGAAGCGGCAUCGCACUAUGGAUAACGAUCUGCUGAAAACGGCUCUCCAGCUUCCUUCGUAUCUCCGGCUGCCCUCGGGUAUAAGAAAUCCCAACAUUGUAUUCCUGAAUUUCGCCCUCCACACUUCCACAAUAUGCCUCCACCAAGCAGCGAUAUUCAAAGCAGAGAAGAACCAACUACCAGACAACAUAACUGAGCAGAGCAGAACUCGGUGCAUUUUGGCAGCAGCGGAAAUAGCCGGGGUGAUGCGUUUGACCAGUCAUAUAGAUGUUGCAGGCAUGAACCCUUUCAUGGCUUUCUGCCUCUAUGUUGCCGCUCGUGUCUUUGUUCAGUAUCUCAAGAAGAUGCCCAAUGACCAGGAAGUUCGACAGUCCCUGGAAUUCCUCCUAGCCGCCAUGCGAGCGAUACAGAGGAAGAACCCCCUUUCAGAAUCAUUCUUGGUCCAAUUGAACAUGGAUAUCGAGGGGAGCGGUCUAGACAUCUUUUUGCACAAUCCGGACUACACGUCACGAUAUGUGGAAGGAAUGGACUCGAGCAAUCUGCCGGCCGAUUACGCCGGCAGCAAGACUCACUGCUCCCCUGUCUUCCACAUCUCAGAAAAAUCUGAAGAUGGCCCGUCUCCCGGCGAUAAUCGAUCCUCUGAAGACACACGAUUGCCAAAAGACGACGCCAAGAAAGAAAGCCCAAGAGUCCGCACAGAAGAUUCUCGCCAGCGAACAUAUGCCUACCGCAAAGUCGACGUCAUUUCCCGAAUGCAUGGCACACCUCGACCCUUCUUUCCGGAAAAUGUGCAAUCCCAUUCCUAUCGGCCUCCAGGUGAAGUUCAAAACAAGCCCGACGCCCACUCUCAACGAUAUGAGAAAAUCUUUCCAAGCGACGACUGGAAUCAAGGCAACAUCGCUACGGUGGCGGGCCGUAACUCAUUUACGGAUAACGACAAGAUCAACGCCACUAAUGCGAACAAUCGGCACUUGGAUACCGAAAUGGCCGACCAGUCCGCCAAUUCCCGGGGUCCAACGCCGCAGUCGAACAGCAGUUAUAAUCACUCGUCAUCAAAUACAUCAUACUCCCCAUCGCAGGGACAUGAGGAUGACCAAACUACGUCCAGUACUGGCGGAGGAGGUAAUUACAUGAUGGGAUUCGCACCUCCCACUCAUAGUACCAUCUUUACUGGAGAGGGUGUCAAACACGCAAUGAGCCCGCCAGCACAACAGCAAGAAGAUCCUUUUAAGAUUCCAGCGGGCUGGGACAUGGGGACGGGGAUGACGCCCGGCUCGGGAAUGACUCCUGGAAGUUUGACGGGCAUGACGUCGGACGGUGGUUGGGAGAAGCUUAUGGAUAGUAUGGGGUGGGAGACGGGGAGGACUGGGUGA